AGAAUAAAAAGGGAAAAUGGAGUGGGCGACGCCGCGCGUUGGCCAACAGGCUCAUUUCGACAGCGAUUUGGGCGAUCGAGACGGGCCGAGCGCUCGUCGUCGCCGACGUCGGAGGUGUAGGCCAUAGGCCAAGUCCGAGAUCUGCGACCUCCUCGCCUUUACCACUGCCACCGACAACAAAGCUUAUUCUUCAUCGUCCUCUGAUCCUACUAUUACUGUUACUAUAACUACCACUAUCCAGUCGGUCGAAUGGAGUCGAAUCUCUUUUAAGAUGAGAGAUAGAGGCUACCGACGCUCACCAGAUGGUUGUAGAGAGAAAUGGCGAAGUCUAGUUCGCAAGCUCAAGAAUAACCAACAUCACAAUCACCAACAUUCUCGCCCCCCAUCCCCGUUCUUCAGAGACUCCACAUUCGAUUCCUAUCAUCUCAACCUCGAAACCCUGCAACCAAUCCCUAAAGGCUUGGAGUCAUCCACUAUAACUCUUCAGAGAUCAGAGGGAGAUGGGCAAAGUACAAACUCUGUGUUGUCUCAAGAAUGUCCUUCACAGAGUGGAAGAAGCGCAUGGGGUUGGAGAGAUGACAACUCUGCUGAUGUGCCUCAAUGGGACAGUAGCAUGGGCUGCUAUCCUAUUUCUUCUCCACUUCCUGCAGGGCAUGUCAUUAUUGUAAAAUGGGGAGAGAUCACUCGCAGAAUAGGAAUUGAUGGAUCUGCAGAUGCCAUCAAGGAUGCCAUUAGAAGUGCUUUUGGGCUGAGGUCAAAACGGCCUUUUUGGGUUGAAGAUGAUGAUGGUGUUGUGAGGAGUUUCGAUCGUGCCAUGCCGCAAACUACUUAUACUCUUCAUAUUGAUCCUGGUGUUACAAUUAAGCUUUAUCACUACGAUGAAUGCAAUGGGCAGGCAAUUAGUAGUGAAGAUGCAACCUUGUACUGUGAAGAUGAUUUCCAUGAACUUCUGACCCGUAAUGGAUGGCAAUCAUUGAGAGAGGUUGGGACCUACAAAGAUGUGGAGUCUAUACAGGAUCUUAGGCCCAUGGCAUCAUACCACAGUAGUGGCAUCAAGGAAUUGAACAUGUGAUGUUUUUGCAAGUUCACAUUGUUUAGGAUGUUCGUUCCCUGUGAGCAUUGGAAACCCUUGAAUUAUAGCAUUGAAUCUCUUGGAAAAUGAUGGUUGUAAGGAAAUAUCUAUAAUAUUUAUAAAUCUAAAGCUGAAUAAAGAUGGGAAGUGACUAUUACCAUCAAAGGGAUGCAAUUUUUGUUCCUUAAAGAAUAGAACAUUUCAUCAUGUGCUAUGGAGUUACUUUUCUUUUUCGUUUUCUUUUUUUUUUUUUUUCUGAUGUUGGAUUGUUAUGGUAAGGAGCAUUGCACUGUAAAUAUGAGCAAAAUUUGUCUGGAAUUCUUUAUGGAUGACAUCUAUGUGGUCUGUCAGAUUGGCCCAUAUAGUCACUUCUCAUAA
Messenger RNA from Nelumbo nucifera (sacred lotus), 1450 nucleotides. RefSeq names its product trihelix transcription factor GT-1-like. The record is from RefSeq and is a predicted model, not a curated record. NCBI's taxonomy places the organism in Eukaryota, Viridiplantae, Streptophyta, Magnoliopsida, Proteales, Nelumbonaceae.